This is a messenger RNA of Endocarpon pusillum Z07020, 2703 nucleotides long. RefSeq lists its product as uncharacterized. The record is from RefSeq and is a predicted model, not a curated record. The transcript has 2 exons. NCBI's taxonomy places the organism in Eukaryota, Fungi, Ascomycota, Eurotiomycetes, Verrucariales, Verrucariaceae. The coding region runs from base 1 to 2703 and encodes 900 amino acids.
AUGAGCGAACUUUUCAGAUUCACCUUGACCCGUCCCUCGGAGUUGGUGCCAGACCACAUAAUUGUGGGACCGGCUCUGGAGGGUAAAACACUUGCGGAAAUAUACAAAGAGUUAGGAGACGGGAGCGACUGCGUCGACUUUAAUCAGGUGAGGUCCGAAUUAAAAUUCGGCGAUAAGAUCGGUUUGCUUGAUGAACUCCUGCCGUCUCAGUCACCUUCGGGAGAUGUGGUGAAAGAUUCCGUAUCUACGGUGUUCGAAGGACAGGAUCUGGAAGAAAUACUCGGACAAACGUGGCGCAUCGACGAAGACCACUUGGAUACGGCUCUUAUUCGUCUGUAUUUAUUGGGAAGGGAUCGACAUGGAGCUGGACCCAGUAUUACUCGUUAUCGGCAACUGUAUGAUCUGGUAAGGCAGGAAUUACUGAGUAGGCAGUCAACUCAUCCACAGCCGGUGUUUUGUUUAAAGCACCUACUAUUCCCCUUUUCCAUGCCAAUAACUCCCCAUUCCGCUGGCGAGCAAAAAUUCCACCAGAAGUCGACUGGCCAGUCAGAGACCAGAGACCUGUUGGAAGACUAUACCGAGAUCCUAAACGUUUUGACUUCGGACCGACUGCAUGCAUAUUUGAAUAUUGAAGACGAUGAACGGCAUCCUUUGCGUCUGAGACAAUCCUGGACAAGGUCUCUGACUCCAUCUGCCAAGGGAAGAUUGUCCAAAGACUUUCCAAGAGAAGACAUUUCUGAUUUCCAAGCCUUGCACCAAACUGCUGUGAGAUUCGCCUCCAAGGAAGAGAGGGUCUUGAGGGGCUCAUCUCCGCAACGAACGGUUCAUACCUUGGGAUCGAUCGGGCUUGGAACAACCGGGAAACGGGAACUUCCCUGGCGUGUUGGGAAAGCCGAGCAAAGAGAUGUGCUUCCAUGGGUCCCAAGACCAGUUCCCAGCUCAAUCAGGCCUUCGGGCGUUGGGGAUCUCCUGGUCGUCCGGACUCAUAUACUUCGCUAUGAAGGGGGUGAGAUAGUCAAUAUACAAAACGUAAUAAAGAAUGAGCGCUUUCUUCGGGAGAUCAAGAAUUUGGACCGAACCGGAACGGCAGAGAUGACUCCCAAGACCAAGGAAACGGAAGAGGAGCGCGAGUCUUCCUCGACAGAAAGAUAUUCCUUGAACAACGAGGCCAGCAACGUCAUCAAAGAAGACUCAGCGUUCAAAGCCGGACUGCCAGUCAGCAGAAAGUACGGGCCAAUCACGGAGGUCAAGGCAGACACUUCGGUUUCCGAAUCGGGCAGCUCGGACGAAGCGAUGAAGGUCGCGACCCAGUUUGCAAAGAACAUCACCUCGCGAGCCGCAUCGAAAGUGGUUCAGAAAAGCUUUCGAUCGCAAGUACAAGAAUUGCAAGAGAAUUUCUGUCAUGAAUUCGAUAACACUGGAGAUGACGCCUCGAACAUCAGCGGUAUCUAUCAAUGGGUCAACAAGGUGAACCAAUCCCAGAUAUACAACUACGGCACGCGACUGCUGUUUGAUAUCGUUGUUCCUGAGCCUGCAGCUUUCCUCGUGGAUGCUCUAGCCGCCUCCCGCGAGAUAGCCGCAAAACCUCCGGAAUUUACAGCGUCGGCCCUGGACAUAAAUGAAGCCAACUAUAGCUCACUCGCCGCCGAUUAUUGGGCGAGCGGCCAUGAUGUGGAAAUCCCCCCUGGAUACGUCGCUUAUUCGGCAACAGCCAAUUUGAACCUUGCUUUCAGCUUCGAAAGAGACAUCGAAAACAUUCCUGUGUCUAUCUCGAUAGGAGAGAUGACGCCGGGCGAAAUGAAAUUUGUCAUUAAGGGGGAAGAGACUAUGUGGGUGCAGCAGACACACGCGGUCUUCUCCUUGCCGUUUCCAAAGGACACGGUAGGUAUAGCCGUUUCGUUGUGGUCCUCUCUAGGGUUUUCAGGCGCGGUCCGCAUUAACUGCAUCCGAAGUGCAGACGGUUUCCGCCAGUGGCAACAAGAGACGUACGAUAGUCUGCUCAAAGCCUAUAUAAAGCGUGUCACCACGUACGAGCGUGCCGUUGCCGAAGCAGCCGUUGCGUCUCCUGGCACCCUUCCGGGGUCCAAACCAGAUGGAGCCAAGCGGCUCAUCCGCAAUGAGCUGAAGAAAGCCUGUAUCGCCAUGCUGACAUCGCAGAACUUCACGGUCUUCGACGGCCUCCAGACCGAUACGGCGCAUGGCGUUGUUGAGAUCAACUUACGCAAGGCCGUCGCACAGGGACGGUACAUUCAAUUCUUCGAACAGGCAUUCGAGUGGGACCAGCUGCAGUACGUUCUGUAUCCAUACUACUGGGCUCGUAAGUCGACGUGGAAGGAACGGCUCCUCCAAACUUCGACUGAUCCGGACUUCGCGGACUUUGUGCAGGCCGGUGCGGCCAGAGUGCAAUUUGGAACGACGCUGAAUUUCGGAAACGACGUCCUGUAUUUCUUACAGACCGGCCAUAUAUGGCAGGGCGGGCCGGUCCCAACUCUGGCUAACAAAGAUUACCUCCCCUUCAUCAACGAAUUGGCCAGGGCCCAGGAACAGACUGGAAUAGAAGUUGCUAAGGGCGAACCUUGGGAGACGAGCGUUCCAACAGGAUUGGUCAGGCUAAGAGAUGAAGACGCUCAGUGGACAUGGGAAGUGAAUGGACCAAAAUGGGAGAAGGACCCCUUGAGUGGCUACUGGAAGGAAGUGCAUUAG